AUCGAGAACUCUACAUCGGUAUUGUUGUAAACGCGCUCGGCCCGAUAGACCCUGCCGAAUUAGGGCAAACAUGGACCACCAUGCAGAUGCAACCCGAGACAAGGACAUCGACCUUUCCGUUUCCGAUGCUGACACAAUAAGCGACGCUUAUUCCGACGAUACCGAUACCCUAGAGCAGCCCGAUUCGCUUGAACUCGCCCGGAUCGAAACACAUCGGCUUCAGCAAAAGACAACGGUCGGGUCAACGAGAGGCCCUCUGCCGCGCGGGGAAUGGAUGCCCAUGGGUGCUGGAAAGGAGUAUCCGCCGUUACUCCCUGACCCAGAGCAGUUUGUCGUUGAAUUUGACGGUGCAAAUGAUCCGUUACACCCGUAUAACUGGACACUUCUGAGACGGAUCUUCCUCGUUUGUAUCCUCUCGUAUAGCACAUUUGCCAAUUCAUUCACAAGCGCCGUAUUUUCCGCAGCGAUCGGAUCCGUCAGCGAGGAGUUCAAUAUCGGAAGAGAAGCUGCAUCACUGGGCGUUACAUUAUUCGUUCUUGGCUUCGCAGCAGGUCCCAUAGCCUGGGCGCCCAUGUCAGAAAUCAUCGGACGACGCUUGCCAGUAUGCAUUGGGAUCUUUGGAUGCGGAAUCUUCACCAUCGCUUGCGCAACGGCUAAGGACGUCCAGACAAUCAUGAUAUCCCGAUUCUUCGCCGGACUUUUCGCCGCCAGCCCGAUUUCGAUCGUCCCCGCCGUGUUCGCGGACCUGUUUUCCACCGCGCAGCGCGGAGUCGUCAUGUCCAUUUUCUGCAUGGCAGUCUUUGUUGGUCCGUUCGCUGCGCCCUUUGUCGGCGGCUUCAUCGCCAUGACCCUUGGCUGGCGAUGGAUCAUGUACAUCUCCGCGAUCAUGGUCUUCCUUGGCUUUGUCCUGGUCGUCUGCUGGAUGGACGAGACCUACGCGCCCGUCAUUCUCGUGCACAAGGCAGCUGUGCUGCGACGUCAAACGCAUAACUGGGGAAUUCACGCGAAGCAAGACGAGGUCGAAGUGACAUUCGUUGAGCUCCUCCGAAACAACUUUACGCGCCCGUUGAAGAUGCUGGUCACCGAGCCCAUUCUCCUUCUGGUCUCAUUGUAUAUCUCGUUCGUGUACGGGCUUAUGUAUGCCCUGCUAGGCGCAUACCCCGUCGUCUUCCAAGGUGUAUAUGGCAUGAACAUGGGAGUCGGAGGGCUGGCUUUCAUCGGCAUUAUCAUCGGCGAACUUCUUGGCGGCGUAUAUGUCCUGUGCCUACAAGGCUCAUACCAACGGAAACUUACAGCAAACAACGACCAGCCGAUUCCUGAAUGGCGCUUGACCCCAGCCAUCGUCGGCUCGGUAGCUUUCUCAGGAGGCCUGUUCUGGUUCGGCUGGUGCGGAUACAGAGCAGAUAUUCACUGGAUGGCGCCGAUUGCAUCGGGGCUGCUGACUGGAUUCGGUAUCUUCUGUAUCUUUCUGCAGUGUUUCAACUAUAUCGUCGACUGCUAUCCUACCUUGGCUGCAUCGACUAUCGCUGCGAAUACAAUUCUCCGAUCGGCGCUCGGAUGUGCUUUUCCGUUGUUCUCGCGACAGAUGAUGGAGAACCUCGGCGUCCAGUGGGCAGGUACCCUGCUCGGAUGCUUGGCGGUUGCAAUGAUUCCUAUCCCAGUCGGAUUUCAGGUCUAUGGGCCCUGGCUGCGACAAAGGAGCAAGCUUGCCUCUGCGGCGGUUGCUCCCUCCCAUAAAAAGGGCGACGUCUGAAAGUUUUGACCGCGCCAAAGGCCUCGUCCUUUUCAUGAUACCCACUUAGCCGCUGUGUUAGCGGCACCCAGUCCCUAUUUCGGGGUCGCAUUCAGCUGUCCCUCACUGGAACGGCAGAGGCAUUGGAGACCACGAAACGAGCAUGAAGAACGCCCGCUUGCCGUGCGUUUACGCGACCUCGCAGGGUUGACGCCUAAGGAUGCCGAGUGAUAUACAAUCAGACCUCGAAUAACGAAUUAUGAGCUGUAAAUAAUUGUUGUUAGCGUGCAUGUCAAUAGAGAUACUCAUGGAUCAAUACGGUAUAAUGUGAACACUUGAUCGUGCCAUAGCUCUGUCC
Molecule: messenger RNA, 2090 nt
Organism: Aspergillus calidoustus
Lineage: Eukaryota; Fungi; Ascomycota; Eurotiomycetes; Eurotiales; Aspergillaceae
Source: the annotation of a GenBank genome assembly